AAACAGUUAUUUUUUUUAUUUUUUUUUGAUGUAUUUUCAAUAUAGUUUUUAAAGUCCAAAAAAAAAAAAUAGGCGACGAGGCAACAACCAACCCCCCCUUAAACCCAAAACCUCCUCCUCGUUGGAAUAUAAUUAAUAUAAUGGCUCAAACGCCGGCGUCUCCUGUUCAGCCUCCUCCGGUGCUAUUAUCUGAUUCCGCCGCCAAAGACGUCAUGAUCAAGUGGUUUCGCGGUGAGUUUGCGGCGGCCAACGCCAUCAUCGAUGCACUAUGCGGACACCUUAUGCAGGGAUGCGGCGGAUCGGCGGAGUACGAGGCUGUGAUGGCAGCGCUUCAUCGCCGAAGGCUCAACUGGAUCCCAGUGCUCCAGAUGCAGAAUUACCAUUCCAUCUCUCAAGUCACCCUCGAGCUACAAUUAGCCACGGACAAGAAAUGCUUUCAUGGCAAAGCAGCAGCCAUUCAUCAUGAUGAUGAUGAUUCUCCUUCCAGCGAUAUCACUGAUUCCGGAUCUCGGGAAGAAGAGCGCGUGGACGAAACGAUCUCAAUUUGUUGGAAGCACGAGGAAGAUUGUGAAUCAAGGGAUUCACUCCUCAAGCAGUCGUCUAAGCGUUUUUCAGCCAAGGAACAUGUUAGAGGACAUACGGCCAAUGUUGUGAAAGGACUCAAACUCUACGAAGAUGUCUUCACUGGAACUCAACUCUCCAAGCUUCUUGAUUCUAUGAAUCAGCUCCGAGAGGCUGGUCGUAAUCACCAACUUUCAGGGGAGACAUUUGUUCUGUUCAACAAGAACACCAAAGGUACCAAAAGAGAGCUUCUUCAGCUUGGGGUUCCAAUCUUCGGCAACACCACAUAUGAACACUCAGUGGAACCUAUCCCAACCCUUGUUCAAAGUGUGAUCGACCAUCUUCUUCAAUGGCGCCUGAUUCCUGAAUACAAACGACCAAAUGGCUGUGUGAUCAACUUCUUCGACGAGGACGAGCACUCUCAGCCAUUCCAGAAACCACCUCACGUGGAUCAACCCAUAUCCACUCUUGUUUUAUCUGAAUCAACCAUGGUGUUUGGGCACAGACUCGGGGUCGAUAACGAUGGCAACUUCAGGGGCUCACUAACUCUCCCACUAAAGGAAGGGUCGUUGUUGGUGAUGAGGGGUAACAGCGCAGAUAUGGCUAGGCAUGUAAUGUGUCCCUCGCCCAACAAAAGAGUCACAAUCACCUUUUUCAAACUCAAACCAGACUCCGGCAAGGUCCAGCCGCGGCCCAUCACUAACCCCGUCUCCCUAUGGCGACCAGGCACCCCAGCUCCUCCAGCCUGCGGCAUGGUCAGAGCUCCACUGGUGAUGCUAGCUCCGGCUCCCAAGAGGUUGGACGGCGGCACUGGAGUCUUCUUGCCGUGGACACCGCCUGUAUCGUCAAGAAAACCAGCCAAGCAUCUCCCCCCGCGUGUCCAGAGGCUGCGUCUCCUGUCAGCAGUGAAGUCGGUGGCAGAUCGUGAAUCCUCUUCGCCCGAGAUAGGAGUGAGCUGAGUUGGAAAGUGUCACGCACGGAAGCUCUCUUUCUUUUUCUAUUUUGACGAGUCUUUUGGUUGGUUCGGUUGUAUACUUGAGAGAGUUUGGUUGGUUUUUCCCCCUUUUUUUCUUCUUAACAUUUUAUUUGCUAAAUUUUAUAGAUUGAAGAUUAGGGUAUUGCGUUACAUC
Molecule: messenger RNA, 1691 nt
Organism: Camelina sativa (false flax)
Lineage: Eukaryota; Viridiplantae; Streptophyta; Magnoliopsida; Brassicales; Brassicaceae
Product: RNA demethylase ALKBH10B-like
Biological process (GO): mRNA catabolic process
Molecular function (GO): mRNA binding; demethylase activity
Source: RefSeq, a predicted model, not a curated record